This is a messenger RNA of Tachysurus vachellii, 1556 nucleotides long. RefSeq names its product adrenomedullin b (gene admb). Gene Ontology annotation, cellular component: extracellular region. The transcript has 4 exons. Gene Ontology annotation, molecular function: hormone activity. Gene Ontology annotation, biological process: regulation of systemic arterial blood pressure; adenylate cyclase-activating G protein-coupled receptor signaling pathway; positive regulation of heart rate. Bases 156 to 566 code for a protein of 136 amino acids. Lineage: Eukaryota; Metazoa; Chordata; Actinopteri; Siluriformes; Bagridae. The record is from RefSeq and is a predicted model, not a curated record.
GUCACAGCUGCAUCCUUCUCAAACACACACAAACAUACAAACAGGACAUUAUUUGGGAAAUCCUAUUUCUCUAGACCAACCAAUCAGUGUUGAGAGAUCAGGAGUACAGUUCUUGAUUCUUACUCAAGAACAAAGCUUCUCAGGUUGAAGUCAAAAUGAAGAAGGUCUCACAGAGUAUUAUGUUUUGGUGCUUGCUGGCUGCCUUUGUGCCAUGUGUUUUAAGUGCAACAAUUCCGCCCAAUUCUGAUGGAGAAAAGAAAGUGAAUGCAGAAGUUCAGAAGAAGGAUCUCUGUGUGCAUAAUAGGAGUUCAGAAGAUUCAGCUGAGAGCAGGGAUACAGGGCCACCUAUAUCACAGAACAGUGAUCAGCCGAGUGGAAGGAUGAAACGGGGCUGUAACCUGCUCACCUGCUCAAUACAUGAUCUAGCCUACCGCAUCAAUCAUCUCAGUAACAAGACAAGUAACGCCCCCCCACGCAAGAUCAGUCCCUGUGGCUACGGCCGACGACGGAGGCGUUCCCUCCUCCGACGCUCCACCGCUCCAACCCACGGGGAGGGGGCCAAAUGAAUCAUUCCAUGCUGCAAGCAAAGCAUCGUGACUCAAAAACUGAUUUAAACAUCAAUCUGCGGCUUGUCCUGAGCCUUUUUCUUGUUUUGGCUCACUAUGCUGAAAUACUACUGACAGCUCCUUUGCAGGGACAAAAAUGGAGAACUACCAUGUCCAAGCAGCUGGAACUUUUUUCUACGUCCUUUACCAGAGAGACAGGACUAAAGAUAAGGAUUCAGGUCAUCUGGGAAGAAUGGGUGUUUGUGUAAAGUGGGUCAGGCAGUUCUGUUUUGUAAAAAAGAAAAGCAAGAGUUUAAGUGAGAUAACAAGGGUGUGAGUUUAUGGCAGCAAUAUGAAAGAUUGUGAAAACAGUUGUGUGUGCAUUUAGUUUGGGAUCUGACGGAGCUCUGGGACCUGACAAGGCUCUCUGUCUCUCCCUCAGCACAGGACAUGUCACUUCUUCAAACCUCUGGAGAAGCAAUGGGGUUAUCCAGGAAACUACCAGCACCUCUGUGUUUUCUAGCAAGGGGAAAGAGGACAGAGAAACUACCAGCUGAAGACUUUGACAAAUAAGGCUCCAUAAGGAAAAUGAACUGAAAGACGAGGUCUCUGUAAAUGCUGGAUGUGAAAGGCUUGGAUUUGGACUUCUCACCUGCUUACAUACUUGAAGCUCAAUAUUUGUAUAGUGGGGGAAUGUGCAAUAAUUGUAGCAGUAUGUACUCCAUCAAUAAGGGCUUAAAAAAGUUACAGAUAUUAUGAAAAAUAUUCUAUAUUACGGAUUCAUAUUUUUUUUACAUUCAGUAAUAAUAUACUUAUAACCUCAGAGAUUAACUAUUUUUAUACAUGAACUAAUAUUGGCACUGUAUACUGAAAUGAAAUGAAAUUUAACCAUUACUUUUAUACUGAUUUAUUGAGAAACAUAUCUAUGUCUAUGUCAAAUCAUUGUCAAUGCUAAGUGAAAAUCAGAUGGUAUAAGCAACUAUUAAACACUUGUGAGGAAAAAGAAUGAAA